Lolium rigidum is the source of this 943-nucleotide messenger RNA. RefSeq names its product proteasome subunit alpha type-7-A-like. The record is from RefSeq and is a predicted model, not a curated record. Bases 76 to 825 code for a protein of 249 amino acids. Gene Ontology annotation, cellular component: proteasome core complex, alpha-subunit complex; nucleus; proteasome core complex. Gene Ontology annotation, biological process: ubiquitin-dependent protein catabolic process. The transcript is spliced from 3 exons. Lineage: Eukaryota; Viridiplantae; Streptophyta; Magnoliopsida; Poales; Poaceae.
CACGCACGCUCCAGCAACCGAGCCAACCUCCGCCGCCCGGGAAGCCCAAACCCUAAGCCCCUCCGGCCGCCGGCGAUGGCCCGCUACGACCGCGCGAUCACCGUCUUCUCCCCCGACGGCCACCUCUUCCAGGUCGAGUACGCCCUCGAGGCCGUCCGCAAGGGCAACGCCGCCGUCGGCGUCCGCGGCACCGACACCGUCGUCCUCGGCGUCGAGAAGAAGUCCACCCCCAAGCUCCAGGACUCCAGGUCGCUGCGCAAGAUCGCGAGCCUGGACACGCACAUCGCGCUGGCGUGCGCGGGGCUCAAGGCGGACGCCCGAGUCCUAAUCAACCGCGCGCGCGUCGAGUGCCAGAGCCACCGCCUCACCGUCGAGGACCCCGUCACCGUCGAGUACAUCACGCGCUACAUCGCCGGCCUGCAGCAGAAGUACACGCAGAGCGGCGGCGUGCGCCCCUUCGGCCUCUCCACGCUCAUCGUCGGCUUCGAUCCGUACACGGACAAGCCCGCCCUCUACCAGACCGACCCCUCCGGGACCUUCUCCGCGUGGAAGGCCAACGCCACCGGCAGGAACUCCAACUCCAUGCGCGAGUUCCUCGAGAAGAACUACAAGGACACCUCCGGCAAGGAGACCAUUAAGCUCACCAUCCGCGCUCUGCUAGAGGUUGUUGAGAGUGGUGGGAAGAACAUCGAGAUUGCAGUGAUGACAAAGAAGGAUGGCCUUCGGAACCUCGAGGAGACUGAAAUUGAUGAAUACGUUGCUGAGAUUGAGGCAGAGAAGGCUGCGGCUGAGGCUGCGAAGAAGGGUGGCCCGAAGGAUACCUAAUUAUUGUAUGUGACCUUCAUUCUGUCAACCAGAACUUUGUAGUGUGUCACCUGUUACAUUUCAUAACAUCUUUUGAACUGCUUUAACAAGACACCGUAAAUGAAUUGCGUUUUGCCUU